AUGGAGCGGACGGGUUCGGGGUCGCGAGCCCUGUUCCCCAAGGGUCCCAGCUUCACCCUCGAGGACUUCUCGAAUAAGGACUUUAUCGUGCGCGACUUCGUGGAUAGCCUUGCCGAGAGCGCUGUAUCUCUCAACCGCCGCUCUGGAACAUCCCAGCAAGCCUUCGACCCAAAGCCUUUGAUCAGGAGCUUUGAGAAUGCGCUGCAAGGACUAGGGAACCUCUCCGAGGAAUUGCAAGAGAAGGAGUCAGACCUUCUAUCGCAAGUUCGACGUGCAGAAGUCCAACAUGACCAGACGCUCGACACUCUCGGCCGCAAGCUCGACCAGUCCAUAAACCAGUUCGAAGCCCUCGACCUCACUCUCAACAACCCCGACGCGAAUGACAGAGGUAGCCGCGGUGAAGCAGGUGGCAAUAUCGCUGUGCAGAUUGGAGAGAAGCUUGAGGAAUUGGACAGGAAACGGAGACGCGCCUUGGAUGCCAAUUUCCUCAUACAGUGCUGGCUCCAAGUGAGCGAGACUGGCGAGCUCACGUCUUUGCAAGAUAUUCAGCGCCAAGGAGGUUCCGAAAACAAAGUCCGAUGUGCCGUAAUCGCACAUCAACUGAUGCGCAUCAGUCAAAGGCUAGACUCGGCAUCAUGGAAUAAUGCCAAUGGGGUUCACCGGAAUGGCGUCACAAACGGCGUCACUGUUACUGAGAGGAAACAUAACACCCGAGAGAUAUUGGAGAAGUUCUGCGAGACCUUGGAGCAGGACUUGUUGAAGCAGUUCAACAAUAGCUACCGGAAACAAAACUUUGACGACAUGAUGGAGUGUGCCAAGGUGCUGCACGAUUUCAAUGGCGGCGCCAGUGUCAUAGCCGUCUUCGUCAACCAGCACCAGUUCUUCAUCGACAGGGACCAGCUCAUUACAGACGAAGUGACGACGGAUGGAGAAACUUGGGAUCAGCUUGCAGAUCCCGACUCUGAGCCACCCGGUGUUGAGCCUAGUCUACAGUCACUCGUUGAUGAGGUUCGGAUCAUCAUGCAAGAAGAGUCCUUCAUUAUCAAAAGGGCCUUCCCCUACUACGAGACCGUCCUUAUCAAAUUCAUACAGCGCAUAUUUCAGCAGUCAAUUCAGCAGAGGUUGGAAAUGGUUCUGGAGAAAGCUAACACCAUCUCAUCGUUGGCCUUUUUACGAUCCCUUCAUGCUUCGAGGAGCUAUAUCAGUGCCUUGAUAGAGGACCUGAAAACACACGGUCUUACUGAGCACCCAGAACCCUGUUCGGCACAGAUAGCCCAGACACUGGAUCAGCAGGUGGAAGAGCUAUUCGUUCCAUAUAUCAUGGGCAACUCGUACAUCGACCGGGAGAAGAGGAGCUUGGAAGAGCUGUUCAAUUCACUUUUGUUCAAAUUCAACAUCUAUCACUCCCGAAGGAAGAAGGCCCCAACGGGCUUCAUGGCCUCGUUGGCCCAACAGACCAAUCAGCUCAUGGCAACUGCUAAGGACGCUUAUCUGGAACGGCUUGAAUCGUCUGAGCUCACGCCGACCCAAAAGGCCAUGAUGUUGAGAGUUGCUGGGGUUCAGGAAAACGACAAGAACAAGAAUGAGAUCGAAGUCUCGGAAGAAGACGGCAUUCUGAGCACUGCCAAUGCCAAGCGAAUGAUGACCUGGCUUGCAGAGAGCGUCCGGCGGACCUUGGAGCUCGGCAGUCAAAGUGAGACCCCCAAGGAUGUUGCUAUACUUCUCAAUCUCCUCAUGGCGAACAUGGGCCAGGUGUACGUGGAGACGGCCCUGGAGGCUGCCAUGGAGAAGGCCACGUCGCAAGAGAGUGUAAAGAACGUGCCGGACCUAAGCUAUUUGCCAUUGAUACGGCCAGCUGUAACCAUUACCAGCAUCAUGUCCCGCUUCAUUACGACUGUCUUGAUUCGUUUAGCAGAAUCCAACACCACGGUACGGAGAAGCAUGGAGGCACAGUCAAAGAUGGGUAUUGAAUCCAUCGAGAAGAAGGCCAACACCAUUAUGAAAAGCACCGUGGACGUCAUCAUCAACUGGGUGACGAAAAUGCUGGCCCAGCAGAAGAAACUCGACUUCCUGCCCAAAGACGAGCUAAGCCUCGUCGAAUCAUUGCAGACCCCGACCUGCACCUCCAUCUGCCUCUUCCUGACCCGGGCCACGGGCCUGCUCGGCCAGACCAUCGACGGCCAGAACCUCGAGGUCUUCAGCAGCGAGCUGGCGCUGGCGAUCCAGCGGCUCCUCUUCGACCACUUCAAGAAGUUCAAGGUCAACGCGACCGGCGGCCUGAUGGUGACCAAGGACAUCGCCAAGUACGUGGCGACGCUCAAGGAGUGGCCCCUGACCAAGGACGUCGAGGCCGCCGUCGAGCUGCUGACCGAGAUCGGCUACCUCUUCAUCAUCGGGCCCGAGGCCCUGCGCGAGAGGGGCAGGAACUUGGCCACGAGCACCAGCAGCGGCUCCUCCAGCAAGAAGCUGCUCAAGGCCGACUUCAAGGCGUUCAUCCAGAGCAGAGACGACGCGAGGAGCAUUGGCGUCCAGAGUGUGCUCACGAGUCUGUAG
Messenger RNA from Anthostomella pinea, 2553 nucleotides. NCBI's taxonomy places the organism in Eukaryota, Fungi, Ascomycota, Sordariomycetes, Xylariales, Xylariaceae. The record is from the annotation of a GenBank genome assembly.